AUUAUUAUGAUCACCUAGCUUAGUCAAAUAGAAAGAAGUUUAUCAAAAAUAUCUAAUCCUUCUUAUCAGUAAUAAUGAGAAUAUUGUUAGUACUGUGUAAGGUUCUAUGAGACAUAUUUCAAUGAGCUAAUCACAAAUGACUAGGUCUAAAAUUUUAAUAUCAUCUCAUCCGGAAUCUCAAUUUCUUCAAUUAGAUAAUGAUAUUCUCGAAAUUUAUGAUGAAUUUGAGAAGAAUUACAAUACAAUAUAAGAAACAGAUAAAACUAAUACAAAAAUUGAAACAAAAUAAAAAAUUACUGAGCAACCUAAAAUUAUAAAAUAACAGAAUAAGUUAUUAAAAACUUUUGAUGGACUAUAAUAAUCUGAUCUUGAAAUCGAAUUUAUUAAUAGAAUAUAAAUCAUUAGAUUUAGAUUCUAUUACUUUAGAAUAAGGAUUAAAGGAAGAUAAUGUAAAAUUAAAUAUAAAUUGCAAUUUUAGCUCCUCUUUAGAUUCUAUUAAACUUCCCUUCUAAAAUAACAAGCACUUAAUACAAAUUAUUCGUUUCUACCUCAAUAGAAUUCCCAAAUAAAUUUAAUGCUGAUCAAUCAGUUUAAAGUAGAUUUGUAAAGGUGCAUUCUAAAUAAAAUUCCAAAUUGUUUUUCGAUGAUUAUGUUUACUUAACAUUUUAUAGUGAAUUUGAUGCCAUUAUAGGUAUGUAAAUAACAUUUGGAGAAUAAUCUACAACAUCUAAUGGAUAAAAAUUAGUAUAAUCAAUGAUUAAUCUUGAUACAUUUCAUGAAAGAAGGACUAUUCAUCCAAAAGACAAGAUCUUAUAAAAUAUAGAAAUGGCAAAAACUAAGAUGUAUUCAAAAUUAGAUGAAAUGCUUAAAGCAAAACGUAUAAUAAAUUAGAUUAAAUUAGAUAGACAUACCAAAUCAUAAGAAACCAUUCAAAGAUCUAAAUUAAUAUAAAAGGAAGUUAGAUAAACACGAUUAAUUAAAUUAUUAGUUAAAGAUUAAAUAGGAUAAUUUAGAGAAGUUGAAAAAGUUCAUUAAAAAGAAUAAUAAAUCUAAAUAUUUGUCAAAAAAAAUUGGAUUAUGAUAACAACUUUAUUCAAUAUCUGUAGAUAAACUUAUAGAAAAUUAGAAGUAAUAAUGUUUUUAUUCUAGAAAAUAAGACGCAAAAAUAAAAUUGCUGCUUAAGCUAACUUAUUAGUAUGGUAAUUACAAACAAAAGCUUUAAUUGAAGUUAGAAGAUAUGGAGAUAAUCCCUUCAUAAGAUCUCUAAGCAAAUCAUCUCUCGUAUUAACCACAUUUACUUCCUACAUCUAAGAAAAAUGCCUCAAUAAAGCUGAAAGAAUAUUAAGUCAAUUUUUAACAGAUAUCAUACUCUAUUAAACAUUUAUUAAUAAACAUAUUCAUUUGAUUUCUAAAAGUAUCUUAUAUAUUUUAAUUAUUUCAUUAGUUAAAUGUAUCUAAAGAAAUUAUCGAAAACUUAGAUUAGUCAGAAAAAAUUUUAAAGAUAAAUUUCUUAAGGCUUUCAAAGAUAAAAUUUAUAUCUUGUACUAAGGUAGAGGAAGUGAUCAGAAACCUAGAAUAAAUAUAGAACAGUAUUAUAUUAUUUAUUUUAGACAUAUCAUAAAUAAAUUAUUUGAGGAAUACUCAUUAAAAAUAAAACAUAGAUGGAUAGAUUCUCGAAGAGCCAUUAAUGUUUUGUCAGUUUUAAAAAAAGUAAUCUAUUCAACAUUUUAUUUAGAGCUUUUCAGUCUAAAGGUCAGAUAUUAAAUUAUAUUCAUUACCUGAUGAGUCAGAGAUGCAAUUGAUAAUUUAAUAAUAUUACAAACUAAAAAAGUAAUUGAGCUGA
This is a messenger RNA of Paramecium sonneborni, 1843 nucleotides long. NCBI's taxonomy places the organism in Eukaryota, Ciliophora, Oligohymenophorea, Peniculida, Parameciidae. The record is from the annotation of a GenBank genome assembly.